Messenger RNA from Fonsecaea erecta, 1323 nucleotides. RefSeq names its product 12-oxophytodienoate 3. The transcript has a single exon. Bases 1 to 1323 code for a protein of 440 amino acids. NCBI's taxonomy places the organism in Eukaryota, Fungi, Ascomycota, Eurotiomycetes, Chaetothyriales, Herpotrichiellaceae. The record is from RefSeq and is a predicted model, not a curated record. Gene Ontology annotation, molecular function: FMN binding; oxidoreductase activity.
AUGGCCGCCGCUCCUGCUCCCCCGGUGCCCCCAGUGGCGGCGACAGCCCUCACAGAUGCUGUUGUGAGCCUUGAAAAUACAAGAGAGCCACCGACUCUUCACUCGCAUCAUCGUGCCAAUUCAGCCCUGUUCACACCUCUUGCCAUUGCCAAUGGCCGUAUCAUACUCUCCCAUCGAGUUGUCAUGGCGCCGAUGACCCGCAAUCGGGGGGUUCCUUUAUAUGUCAGCAGACCUAACCGUGCCUGGGGUCAUGAUGAACUUGGUGUUACCUACUACGCCCAACGAACCACCCCCGGAGGCCUCAUCAUUACAGAAGGCAUCUAUCCUACGGUUGAAGCGUCUGCAUCCCCCUGUGCCCCGGGAUUGUUUCUCCCCGAACAGGUACCCGGCUGGAAAGCGGUCGUCGAUGCCGUGCAUGACAAGGGUGGCUACAUCUACGCUCAACUCUGGCACGCAGGAAGAUCAUGCUUGCCUCAUUUCACUGGCGCACCCGCGGUGUGCCCCAGUGCUACCCCCUUCGAGGGGGAUCACAAGUCGCGUUACGCACCUCCUGACGACGACAGUGGGGCACCAGGUCGCGGAGAAAGCAUCCAAAUGAGCCAUUAUCCGCCAAAGGAGAUGACCCACGAAGACAUCAAGCGAACGAUAGGAGCUUACGUGGACGCAGCCAAGCGUGCUGUCUUUGAAUGUGGCUUUGACGGCAUCGAGGUCCACGGUGGCAAUGGAUAUCUGGUUGAGCAGUUCCUCAGCACCAACAUCAACAAGCGGACAGAUGAAUACGGGGGCACGGUUGCUGGGUACUGCCGAUUUCCCCUGGAGCUCAUGGAGGCUUUGGCCGAGGCCGUUGGAGGGGACAACGUUGCUCUCCGUUUGUCGCCCUUCGGUCUCUUCCUGCAGUCAUAUGGCGAGCAGAGAAUGGAAAUCUGGUCCCAUCUAUGCCAAGGUCUCAAGCAGAGGAUACCAGCCAUGUCGUACAUCCAUUUCAUCGAGCCAAGAUUCGAGCAGAUCAUCGACCCUGCCACCAAAGACUCAUAUUUGAAAUCCCUCGGAGAUAACAUCAGCCUCCAGCCUUUCCGCAAGAUCAUGGGAUCGACCCCAUUCUUCAUCUCAGGCGGUUACAACGACACGAAUGUUUGGGGAGUGGUUGAGUCGGGCACGGCCGAUGCGAUUAGUAUCGGCCGCUACUUCACAUCCAAUCCUGAUCUCGUGUCUCGCCUGAGACACGGCAAGGCGCUUACAAAGUACGAACGCGACCGAUUCUAUUGGGUACCGUUCGAAGAACGAGCUCGUGGUUAUACAGACUACUCACCUUGCGAGGAAUGA